AUGUCGAGCUGCUCCGACGAUCCGUUGGAUUCACUUUUUCAUUACGAGCCGAGCCGCGUAGAUGCCGAGGCGAGAGGUACGGCAGAAUCCUCUGAGGCAUCUGUUUCGCCGAGCCCCUCCAAUCGUUCAUCUGACGAAGCGUCAAACCAUGCAAACCCAUCAGAUGUCGGCUCUCCGGAUGGCGAGCCGUCGGUUUCGACGAGCCGUCCCCAGGAUCCCAUUCCUGAUGAGGACAUUAACCGCGCCGCACUCAAGGCCGAGGAGGAGGCAUUUCCCUUUGACCUUUUCGAGGCGAAGCUUGAAUUGGAACGUCUCAUGGCGUCCCGAGGUGCUUCCACAUCUGGCCGAGGGCCAAGAGUUAAGAGACAAAAACCUGACCCGCCUGGCUCUACGCUCUGCUCCCUUGAGUCGCUCGAGGCGUUGAGGCAUCGCUUCGGGAUAUCCGAGGCGGUGGAGUUCGUCGUUCCAGAGAAGAGUGACCGUGCCGACAACCCUCCAGAGAAUCAUUUCACUCUGUACGAGGCGUUCUUCGAGCUUUGCUUCCUCUGGUUCCCGAUCCCCGGAGUGAUCCUCGAAUAUCUCUGGAAACACGGGAUCUCGAUUGGGCAAAUCAUGCAAAGGGGAUUACGGCAUAUGAUUGGCAUCUUAGUUCGAAGCUUCGAGUGCGGAGUUGAUAUCGAGCUGAAUCACCUGCUGAACUUGCUGGAAGUCAGGAAAGCUCCGAAGGGAAAUAGAUUCUAUAUUUCCAACAAGGCGAAGCGACGGAUCAUCGGCGGUUUUCCCAGCAAGGAUCAGUUUUGGACUGAACGCUUCUUCUACGUCUUGGUGAACGAGGCGUCGGUCGGCGAGAAUUGUGUUCAAAGAACCAAGACCGCUUGGGGACCACUUGUUCGGUGCUUUCUUCCCCCGAUUCCCGACGACCUCUUUACUGUUCGAGACUCUCUUUCGGCGCGGAAGGUUAAUUGGAGAAAGAACUUCACCCUCGAAAGAGUAGAAAAAGCGCGAGCCAUCCUUGCCGGAGUCCCCGUCAGCUCUUCGUCGUCAUGUUCUUCAAAGGAUACCCGAGACAAGAUGGUGAUAAUCGCUCUUAGAGAAAGGAAGAGGCGCGAGCCGAGGUGGUUAAGAAAUGCAGCGCCCGAGGUGGAACCGGGCGAAAUUGUUCCCGAAGCGUCCGGGGAUGAUUCGGCGGUGCGGAGCAAAACUCCUUCAAACUCCGCCAUUUUAGCCCUCCCGAAGUCGACAAGGCCCCCGACUUCGGUCGUUCAGAAACACGACCCGAUCCGGAAACGUUCGGCCGCUGACAAGGGGAAGGGCGUUGCUGUUCAGAAGGACGAGCCGUCCAAGAAGAGGCGGAAACCGACGCCCGGGGACCCCGCCGCGCGCAAGUUGGUCGUCGACGACUCCGACGCCUCCGCCAUCAUGUUCUUGUGUGUAAAUAACGCGAACACGCGUCUUCCUCCUCCGGAAAAGUUGAGGAGGCCGAGGUCAUAUGGCGCGAUGGCGCAGCGCGGUACCAAGUUUGUCGCAGCCAUUAAUGACCUGAUGGCCGAAUACGAGGCGGACCUGUCUAGGGUCGAACCGUCAGAGGCAAAGCUAGAAGAGUCUCAGACCGAAGCCGCGGCGGCAAAGGGGAAACUGGACGAGGCGGUGGCCAGGGCUUCCAAGCUGGAAGAGGAGAAGAUCAUUCUGCGCGCCAACGUUGACAAGGUCUCCACCUCGGUCAUUCGCCUCGAGGAGGCGAGGAGGGCUAAAAGCACCGAGGUGGCGAUGCUGAAGAGGCGUAUCGAGGCCAAGGACGCCUUGUUCGAUGCCAAGGUCAAGAGGGCGAAAAAGGAGGCGAGGCGAGAGCUUACGGCGAAGUUUCAGGAACGCCUUGCCAAGGUGGAGGAGGGUUUGGUCAGGCUUGAGAAGGCCAAAAAUGACGAGAACGAUCUGGGGCAGAUCAAGGGCAAUCUUGCGAUGAUUGCCGACCUGAAGAAGCCGGAUGCCCCGAUGCUUGGCGACGCGGAGGCGAAGCUGAAAAGCUGGGAGAGUGAGUAUGCCGACGACAAGGCGUACGAGCGUAUUGCUUCCGAGAUUCAAGGCGAGCUGUAUUACUCUCCCGUAUCGCCGGACUCAGUCGACACCACCCUUGGCAACGAGCCGCUCGAGGAAACAGCGGCCAACUUAGGCAUCGUAGAUCCGAAUGGAUCGAACGCGGGCACGCCGGUCCUCUCAAACCUCCUCGCCGAGCGUGAAAUGCAGUCCGCGGCGUGA
Molecule: messenger RNA, 2256 nt
Organism: Eutrema salsugineum
Lineage: Eukaryota; Viridiplantae; Streptophyta; Magnoliopsida; Brassicales; Brassicaceae
Exons: 5
Coding region: 1-2256 (751 amino acids)
Source: RefSeq, a predicted model, not a curated record